Molecule: messenger RNA, 2775 nt
Organism: Hipposideros armiger (great roundleaf bat)
Lineage: Eukaryota; Metazoa; Chordata; Mammalia; Chiroptera; Hipposideridae
Gene: COL9A3
Product: collagen type IX alpha 3 chain
Exons: 32
Coding region: 91-2142 (683 amino acids)
Biological process (GO): extracellular matrix organization
Cellular component (GO): collagen type IX trimer
Molecular function (GO): extracellular matrix structural constituent conferring tensile strength
Source: RefSeq, a predicted model, not a curated record
AACUGGCGACCUGCCCAGCGCCCGCCCCGCCCGCCGAGCCCCGAGCCCCAGCCCCGCGCCACCAGCAACACUCAGAGUGAGAGUGCCGCCAUGGCCGGAGCCCCCACCCUGGCCCUGCUCCUGCUCGGGCAGCUGCUGGCUGUGACCGUGAUGACCAAGGCUCAGAAAGUGGGACCUCGAGGCCCCCCUGGUCCCCAAGGGCCACCUGGGAAGCCGGGCAAAGAUGGCAUUGAUGGAGAAGCUGGUCCUGCAGGUCUGCCUGGGCCCCCGGGACCAAAAGGGGCUGCCGGAAAGCCAGGGAAGCCAGGAGAGGCCGGGCUGCCGGGACUGCCCGGCGUGGACGGUCUGACCGGUAGGGACGGACCCCCUGGGCCCAAGGGCACCCCUGGAGAUCGGGGAAGUCUGGGACCUGCGGGGCCACCCGGGCUGGGGGGCAAAGGUCUCCCCGGACCCCCUGGAGAGGCAGGAGUGAGUGGGCUCCCAGGUGGACUCGGCCUCCGGGGCCCCCCGGGACCUUCUGGACUCCCAGGCCUGCCUGGCCCCCCAGGACCUCCUGGACCCCCUGGUCACCCAGGGGUCCUCCCCGAAGGCGCUGCUGACCUUCAGUGCCCAGCCAUCUGCCCGCCAGGUCCCCCUGGGCCCCCAGGAAUGCCAGGGUUCAAGGGACCCACCGGCUACAAAGGAGAGCAAGGAGAAGUUGGCAAAGAUGGGGAGAAGGGUGACCCCGGCCCCCCUGGGCCCGCCGGCAUCCCAGGCACCGUGGGGCUGCAGGGCCCUCGGGGGCUCCGAGGACUGCCAGGGCCGCUUGGGCCCCCAGGGGACCGGGGUCCCAUCGGGUUCCGAGGGCCCCCCGGGACUCCAGGACCGCCCGGGAAAGCGGGUGACAGAGGCGAGAGGGGCCCAGAGGGGUUCCGUGGCCCCAAGGGUGACCUUGGCAAACCUGGUCUCAAAGGAGUCCCUGGAGUGGCCGGGCCGGGUGGAGAGCCGGGCAUGCCAGGCAAGGACGGCAGGGACGGUGUGCCAGGAUUCGACGGCGAGAAGGGAGAGGCCGGUCGCAAUGGUGCCCCAGGAGAGAAGGGACCCAACGGGCCACCGGGUCUCCCAGGACGAGCAGGGUCCAAGGGCGAGAAGGGAGAACUGGGCAGAGCUGGAGAGCUGGGCGAGGCUGGCCCCUCGGGGGAGCCUGGUGUCCCCGGAGAUGUUGGCGUGCCGGGGGAGCGUGGUGAGGCUGGCCACAGGGGCUCAGCGGGGGCUCUGGGCCCACAAGGCCCUCCCGGGGCCCCUGGUGUCCGAGGCUUCCAGGGCCGGAAAGGCAGCAUAGGGGACCCUGGCCUGCCAGGCCCCCAGGGCCUCCGAGGCGGCCUGGGCGACCGGGGCCCGGGAGGAGACGCAGGCCCUAAGGGAGACCAGGGUAUCGCGGGUUCCGACGGUCUUCCUGGGGAAAAAGGUGAAGCGGGUCCCAGUGGCCCUGUCGGACCCAAAGGAGAGUCUGGCAGUCGAGGGGAGCUGGGCCCGAAAGGCAUCCAGGGUCCCAACGGCACCAGCGGCGUGGAGGGUGUCCCGGGCCCCCCUGGGCCCGUGGGCUUGCAGGGUGUACAAGGCAUUCCUGGCAUCACCGGGAAGCCCGGGGUCCCGGGUAAGGAAGCCAGCGAGCAGCGCAUCAGGGAGCUGUGUGGGGGGAUGGUCAGCGAACAAAUCGCACAGUUAGCCGCUCACCUGAGGAAGCCUUUAGCACCAGGAUCCAUUGGUCGGCCUGGACCAGCUGGUCCCCCAGGCCCCCCCGGGCCCCCAGGCUCCAUUGGUCACCCAGGUGCUCGAGGGCCCCCUGGAUAUCGUGGUCCCACCGGAGAGCUGGGAGACCCUGGACCCAGAGGAAACCAGGGGGACCGAGGAGACAAAGGCUCGGCUGGCGUGGGCCUGGACGGGCCUGACGGGGACCAAGGGCUCCAAGGACCGCAGGGCGUGCCUGGCGUUGGCAAGGACGGCCAAGACGGGGCCCACGGCGAGCCCGGCCUCCCUGGCGACCCUGGCCUUCCCGGGGCUGUUGGUGCUCAGGGGACCCCUGGCAUCUGUGACACGUCGGCCUGCCAAGGAGCCGUGAUGGGAGGAGGCGGGGAAAAGUCAGGUGCUAGAAGCUCCUAAAACACAACUUAAGGAGAUGAGAAAGUGACGCCAAUUUAAGCAGUGGGUUCUGGAGGGACACCCCAGGGAUUGGCAGCAUUCUGUUCUAAGGACAGGACGCCACGCCGGGACGUCCAGCCUGGCUUUCCUGGCCUGCCCCUCCGAGUCCUCAGUGGCAGCGACUGGACACUUGGUCCCUGAGUGCAGCCUCCACUGAGCUGCUGUCUCUAUGUGUACUGACAGCAAUCCAGCCAGCUGUGACGCUGUCCCUCAGACCCAGGCCCUGGUAGAAGAUCUGUCGCCCUACCAUCUGCAAGGGACACAGGGUGUACAUAUACAAAGUUUUGUACAAUUCCAUGAGCUACACAACAUUUAGCAACUUGUUUACAUAGCACUUGUGUAAAGACUAAGCUAUAAUCCAAAUAAAAUGAUAGAUUAAAUCUUCAGAUUAAUGCCUGGCCACAGUGAAACAAAAAAAUAAAGGACUUAAUGUAUGGUACCCCUGCCCACAAAGGUCUGGUCUGACUCACCUGCUUCUUUUGUGUACAAACUUUUAACUGUCCGACGAACAGUAUUUAUUGAAGGUGACUUUGUACUGCACUAAAGUCUAUUGGUAUUAUCUGUUGUAAUAAAUAAAGCCACUCAUGUGACAAA